Messenger RNA from Grosmannia clavigera kw1407, 462 nucleotides. RefSeq lists its product as uncharacterized. The transcript has 2 exons. The record is from RefSeq and is a predicted model, not a curated record. Bases 1 to 462 code for a protein of 153 amino acids. Lineage: Eukaryota; Fungi; Ascomycota; Sordariomycetes; Ophiostomatales; Ophiostomataceae.
AUGUGGUCGCGUCUGAACACGGGGGUCAUCUUGAGGCGGGUCUCUGCUGCUAGCUCUGCUGGCUUUGGUGGCAAUGCCGACGAGGACAAGAGGGGGUGGCAGAUAAGGCCAAGCCAGUCAAGAGAUCGGAUCGUCCGCCUACGGGCAUCUGAAUAUCCUGCAACCAUCAAGAAGCCCGAGGAGGCCUGGCCCCAAUGGGCGGAGCUGUACCCAGACAAGGCCAAGUACAAGCAGGAGAUUGCGGCGAAGUACAGCGAGGCGGCGCUGCGCCAGAGCUGGCUGGCCGUGUGUGCCCGGCUGGAGGAGCUGACGGCCGAGAUGGCAGUCCAGCAGACGGCUGGCAUCCCGGAGCUGUCGUACGACGAGACCAUUUGCCCAAGCGAAGCGGUACAGGAGCGCAUGCGCAAGGCCGGCUGCAUUGUCAUGUGCGACACCGUUCCCAAGGAGACGGCCGAGGCCUAG